Paramecium pentaurelia is the source of this 2377-nucleotide messenger RNA. The record is from the annotation of a GenBank genome assembly. Lineage: Eukaryota; Ciliophora; Oligohymenophorea; Peniculida; Parameciidae.
AUGAUAUUAAUCAUUACUUUAGUUUAUAUAGCAAAUCAAAAGGUGAUUUAUUAGUUUGAUGCCAGAAAUAAAUAAAAAGAUGGUAAAUUUAGAUGAAUUAUUUCUAUUAGAUUGGUAAGGCUUGUCAGAUUUCUUUGAAUGUGAAUAGUUUAAAUAUUUUGGGCAAACUAGUGAUGAUCAUGGAAUUAGCAGAUUAUUUUUGGAUCUAGAAUCUCAUUAACAAUAUAGAAUCGAUGCAUUAGUUCUAAAGUAAGUUUAAAAAAUAACAAAAGUAUUGACGGUUUAAAUGUUCCGUAAGUUUUUAUAGAUAAUAUUUUGGAAAACCCAGAUUUAGAGAGUUCAGUAUCAUCAAUGAAAUACUGUGAAGACCCGGCUCCUGAAUUAUUUCAUAAUAUUACUAUAAUUCGGUAGCAUAGCAGAAGAAGUUUGUGGAUGAGAAUAAAAUUACAUUAUGGGGGAUUAUUAUCAUUAAAUUUAAGUAUCAUCUAAUGCUAAUAUGGAUGUAUUGGAUGUAUAUAGGUUGAUCCAAUACAUUGUUUAAAAUGGGAACUACACUAAUUUUCAUUUAACUAGAAAUUGAUAAGAAAUUAUGAUGGAUGGAACGAAAAAUUAGAUAACGAAAACGAUAUAUAUUGUGGAUUUUUAUAAUAUGUAAAAUUUGAUACUAUAAAUUAUUUUACUUAACUUCCUCCUCAUUAAGAUUUAUUAAUCAAGUUUUUUAAAAAAGAUGAUGGAAUUAUAAUAAUAGAUUAUAUAUAUGGUUAAUAGAUGACUACAAAUUAAUAAGACCAUUAAGUUGAAAUAUUAAUAAAAAAUCAUCCAGAUCCUAUAUUCUAAUUGAUUUUAAGAAAUUAAGAUCCUUCAAAAUAAAGUUCAAUAAGAGAUUUUGAACUAUUUUAUACUUAGCCAGAAAUAAUGUUUCCUAAUUUUUAUGAGGGUUGUUAAGAUUUCAUAGUUGAUUAAUGUUUGAAGUGUCAAAAAGGCUGGAUUGAAGAUGAAUAAUUUUUGAGUUGUCAUCCUAUAUGUGGUGAUAAAAUCAUUCAAGGAUAAGAAGAAUGUGAUGACGGAAAUCAAAUAUCCAAAGAUGGUUGUUUUAAAUGUUAAUUUUCUUGUACUGAUUUUUGCACAAAAUGUAUAUUUGGAAUCUGUUAUUAAUGUGAGGAUGGAUUUUUAAUUAAUAUUAAUCGUACUUGUGAUCCUGUAUGUGGAGAUGGAAUUUUAAUUCCAUAUUCAGUUGAAUAGUGUGAGAUUUUUGAGGAUAACAAUUAGAGUGGUUGUAUAAAUUGUAAAUAUUCAACAAUUAAUAAUUGUAAAAAUGUAUAUAUUUCAUAAUGCCUUGAAUGUUAAUCAGGAUAUUAUAGUUAAGGAUAUGGAUGUAAUCCUUAUUGUGGAGAUGGGAUUGUUCUUAAAUAAUUUGAGGAUUGUGAUGAUGGGAAUUAAGUACCCUUUGAUGGUUGCUAUGAAUGUAAGUAUUAAUGUAUAGAGGGUUGUAAUAUUUGUGAUUAAGGAUAAUGUAUAUUGAAAUGUGAUUUGGAAUAUGAAUUUGUUAAUAAUAAUUGUCUUUCUAUUUGUGGAGAUAAAAUAGUUACAAAAGAAGAAGAAUGUGAUGAUGGUAAUACAAUUUAAUUUGAUGGAUGUUUUAAUUGUAAGUACUCUUGUCCCCUUAAUUGUUUUGAAUGUUAUCAAGGUAUUUGUUUAAUAUGCAAUUAUGAAUAUUAAUUACUUAAUACAAAUUAAUGCAAAAAAUAUUUGAAUUGUGGAGAUGGAUUACUUCAAUUAGAAGAGGAGUGUGAUGACGGAAAUGAUUAAAUAGCUGAUGGAUGUAUGGAUUGUAUGAUUGAAUAGAAUUGGGUAUGUUCGACAAUAUUAACAAAUUCUCCUACCUAAUGUUCUUUUGUGAAGUAUCCAGACUUAAUAAUUGAUUAUCUCAAUAUGACACAAAAUAAAUAAUAUAUUAGUAUUAGGUUUAGCCAAUAAAUAAAAAUAUUCACCUUAUAACCUUUAUCUGAAACUAUUACAUUUGAUUUAUUAAAUGUAGAAAAGAAAAAAUGGAACAGCAAAUUAUCAAUAAUAUAAGAUGUUGGAUCAUUUGUGAGUGUUGGAGAAUACGUUUUGGAAAUAGAUGUGCUUUAAUUACUUGAAUAUAGACCAGUCAUGAAAAUUUUAAUUAAUCAGACUGUGGCUAAUAAUGAUAAUGCUGUUUUAAUCAAUCAUUUGAAAUAAAUAAUUCUAUAAUAUCCAAAAUUUCUAGAUGAUAAGCAAAAGGAUUACUCAUAAAUGUUUACAAAUUUAAAUAAGUAUUUAAUUUUUGCUCUAUCUGGUAUAACAGGCUUAUAUUUAUUAUUUGGAAUUGGUGAAUUAUUUUUUGAAGUUCUGA